Molecule: messenger RNA, 1143 nt
Organism: Penicillium oxalicum
Lineage: Eukaryota; Fungi; Ascomycota; Eurotiomycetes; Eurotiales; Aspergillaceae
Product: TauD/TfdA dioxygenase family protein
Exons: 5
Coding region: 1-1143 (380 amino acids)
Cellular component (GO): cytoplasm
Molecular function (GO): 2-oxoglutarate-dependent dioxygenase activity
Source: RefSeq, a predicted model, not a curated record
AUGGCCCCGUCAAUCACCGAAACAACCCCCCUCCGCGAUACUUCGUUUUCGGUGCCUCUGAAGACCGAUUCAGGAUACAAUAAGGAGAAUAUCAUCGGGUACCGAUACGAAACCGAGGCCGAGUCCAAAGGAACGAUCAAGCAGCCCCCAGCGUCGUUUCCGCACUACCUGCCAGUCUGGGACAAUGAAACUGAGAGAUACCCUCCCCUGGAACAUUUCGAGCACUAUGACCACGGAAAGGACGCCGAUCCUUCGUUCCCCGAUUUGCUCCCAGAGGGCCAGGCCAAGGUGGACGAUCUGACUGCAUUCAUCGGCUCCGAGGUGCAUGGGGUGCAGCUCAGCAAGCUGAGCAAGGCGGGCAAAGAUCAGCUAGCUUUGUACGUCGCGCAGAGACGUGUCGUUGUAUUCCGUGAUCAAGACUUUGCUUCUCUCCCGAUUCAAGAAGCCGUCGAUUACGCGGGCUAUUUCGGCCGCCAUCACAUCCACCAGACAUCCGGAGCCCCCAAGGGCUUCCCCGAAAUUCAUCUCGUUUAUCGGGGGGCGCAAGAUCGUACCGGAGGAGCCUUCCUCGCCCAAAGAACCAACACGAUUGCAUGGCACUCGGAUGUGACAUUUGAAAAACAGCCACCCGGAACAACUUUCUUGUACAUUCUCGAUGCACCUUCCACAGGCGGAGACACCCUCUUCGCCGACAUGGUGCAAGCUUAUAAGCGUCUGUCACCGGAAUUUCAGAAGAGAUUACACGGCCUAAAGGCGGUGCAUUCGGGAGUGGAGCAGGUCAAUGCGAGUCUUCUUCGAGGGGGCAUUGCACGUCGGGAUCCGGUCACUUCAGAGCAUCCUGUCGUGAGAACACACCCGGUCACCGGGGAGAAGGCACUUUAUGUGAACCCGCAGUUUACCCGAUCCAUCGUUGGGUACAAGAAGGAGGAAUCCGAUUAUCUUCUAAAAUUCUUGUACGAUCAUAUCGCCUUGUCACAGGAUCUCCAGGCUCGUAUUCGAUGGAGGGCCGGAACCGUGGUUGUAUGGGAUAAUCGCCUCGCCUGUCACUCAGCAGUCUUUGACUGGGAAGAUGGCCAAACGCGUCACGUUGCCCGAUUGACUCCUCAAGCUGAACCGCCAUUUGAGACACCAUUUGAAGAAUAG